CAUAAAAACCUGGGUUACAUUCCCAGCACUUUGAUGACAAAUGGCGGCGAAAUUAAUGUUUAUUGUUAAGUAUUAAGUAAGUAGGCCUACUAGAUCUUUGAAGUACUAGAUUCUAGAUCUAAGUAUCAUAAGUUAAUCCAGAUCUGCAAUGGCACCUUGGACUAAAGAAGUUGGUCCAUUAGGCAAGUCUCAGAAAGAAGUCGAUCUCUUAAAGAAAAAGGUUGACCUGAUUAUAAAAGAAUCAAACAAAGUCAUAAAAACAACGGGUAACAAAAAUGAAGACAAAGACAAAAAGUUGGAGGAAAUGUAUCAAAAAUGCAUCGAUGCUAAAAAAUCUGUUGAAAAUCUUCAUAGUGAUGUUGAAAAAUUAAAAGAGGAGGGUGAGCCAACCAAACUAAAAGACUUUGAAAAGAAAAAAUUGGCAGAGUUGAAUCGACUUGGUGUAAUGAAGACUCAACUAGGCGAAACUAUGUCUAAGAUUCUUCCCAACACAAAUGAAGCACAGUUUUUAAAAAGUCAUCUGACCAAAGAGGAAAAAGAGAAAGAAGAAGAGGAUGAAGAUGAAGAUGGUGAAGAAGAGGAAGAAGUUGAUGAAGAAGAGGAUGAAUCUGAGGAAGAGGAUGAUGGAGAUGAAGAAGAAGAAGAAGAAACAACCUCCCCUGCUGGUGCUAAGCAAAUAAAACCAGCACAUCAUGUCAUAAAAAAACAGUUGGUUGAGGAAGAAGCUGCUACUGAUGAUGAGGAUGAAGAUGACGAUGAAGAUGAUGAUUAUGUUGAUGAAGAAGAGGAGGAAAAGUUGAAAAUUUCACCACAAGCUAAGCAUGGCAAAAAAACUGAAGCAGUAAAAGAAGAAGAGGAAGAUGAUGAUGAAGAUGAUGAUGAUGAUGAUGAUGAUGAUGAUGAUGAUGAUGAUGAAGAGAGUGAAGAAGAAAAUAAAAAAGAUGCAAGAUCAGUAGAAAAAGACAAGUCGAAACAAUCAGAAAAGAAAGGGAAGCAAAAAGAAGUGGGUCAUGAUAAAAAUGCUAAUCACCCGGUCAUACAGUUUAUCACAAUUGAUGAUUAUGAAGGAGAGGAAGAUGGAGAUUUGGAUUUCAAAACUGGAGAAAUAUUGACAGUGGUAGAUGCUAGUCGAGAUGAUGGGUGGUGGCUUGCUAAAAAUCAGACAGGAAAGACAGGCUUAGUGCCGUCCACUUAUCUGAAGGAGCAUAGAAGUCAUGAUGAUGAUGAUGAUGAAAAUGAUGACGAUGAAGAAGAAUCUGAAGAAGAGGAAGGGAUGGAUCAAACAGAUCAGACAACACCAUCUAAGAGAAGUGGUAAAAAGCUAUGGCAAGGUGUCAAGAAAGCUUUAGCAGAGACAACAGUUUCAGACGUCUUACAUGCAAUGGGUGCUGUGCCUUCUGGCUUUAGACCUUCAACGCUAUGUAGAAAGUUUAAUGAAGGUGACACAUACAGAUUUGCUAAUUACCUGAUGCCAAAACUCAGUCAGUCCAACCUGACCUAUAAAGAUUUGUUCUUUGAUCCAGCCACAAAUAAGAUACGCCCAAGGCCCACUAGGAUUGAGAGAGUCGUCACGCUGGUCUCAUGCCAACAGAUCCCUCCCCCAGGUGCAGGUCUUGAAGUUACAGACAGACAUGUAAGGAUGUGUUUGUUUGAUGGGACACAUAUUCUCAGCAACAUCCAUGCUGUGCGUGUAUCAUCUGUUGAUAAGACACAGCGUGUUUGGAGCUUCACGACAAAGAUGUCUGAGCUGAUGGACCCCUCUACACAUGCUGAAGUUUUUGUCCGCACCAGUAACAACAUGGACACUAUUGGUGUUUUGUUUGAGCUUUGCAUUUCCUAUACCAGAACGGAUAGCACCGAAAAAGGGCCAAUGAGUACCUCUGAGAAAGGAGAGUUCAGUUGUGGCUGGGUGCAUGUCCCCUUGCUGGAUGAGACAGGGACAGUUAUACCCAAUAGGUCAUUUGACCUCACUUUGAAUGGUGGAACACCUUAUGAAAAAGGGGUUGAGGUCGACCCAAGUAUCAGCAGACGAACCAACAACAGCCGUUUAGUGACAUUGAUAUCUGGCAACAAGCAGCCCAAAAUGAUUGUAAAAAUUACUGCACCCAAACAACAAUAUAAGGAUCUUAUGGACACGCUGCCAGAUACAGUGAUGGGGAACACGUCACUUCUUCCCUUCUACUCGUACUACCGUCAUUGUUUAGCUGACACACUACUGAGGGACAGGCUGGACUUAGAUUCUACAGAGCUUAUUCACAGCCCUGUUCUUAAAGUUUUUCCCAAGGUGGCUGAUAUUCCGGACUUGAUGAAAGUACUGAGGGUUGCAUGGUUUGAAAAGUUGCAGGAUGUUAAAAGAACAGAGAAGCCAAGAUUUGCAUUUGGCACAAACCCACUGAGAGACGAGGAGUACAUGAAAGAUUUAUUCAAGCAAGUUGUCCUGGAAACUGUUUACCCUUUGUCCCACCUAGCCUUGAUACCAGAGUACAUCAUGGGGGAUACAGACAACAACUUGCUCCGACAGGAACAAGUGGCCAGAUUUUGUGAGAUGAAGAAAGCUGGUAGAAAUGCCUUGGCAGCACUCUUGUCAGAAGAUCUGGACUACAAGCCUUUUGAAAUAGAUGAGGCAGCUUUUAAUAUCAUUGGUCCUUAUUGUGUGACCAAGUCACUAGUGACCGCAGAGGGUUAAAGAAGCCUGAUUAUGAGAGGUACCUUCAAGAAAAGAAUUCCAGGGUUGUAUUUAAAAGAUUGCUCACACAAAUAUUAAUUGAAACAGUUAAGUUUGUAUAAAACAUUAAGUUUUUAUUAAGCAGCAAAAAUUAUACUAUGUAUUUAUUUAAAAAAAAAAACACAAAAAGUCUAGUGUGUAGCCAGGUGAGAAAUAGAAUACCAAUGGCAACACAGGUCCCUCUCUCUGUCUUGUGUUGACAUUGUUUAAAGCUUGGGGAUUAUUUUCUCACUAUUGUUGUGUCUGCUUUAAUUAGCCACUAGCAGCCAGAGGGCUGAACAAUACCUACUGUUUAUAGCUGAGCUUGUUUGUUUUAGAGAUUAAUGGCUUGUGUAGUAAUCUUUUAUAACACUACCAGGGUCAAUAACUCCGUCCAAGAAAGUUUUUUUAUUUAUUUGUCCAUUUAGUAUAGUCAACUAUUUUAAUUCAUUCCCAUAUACACUUUAUAUUAUUCAUCUAGUUUAUUAAAUCUAUUUAAAUCUAUUAAAAUUUAAUGUAUUAUCACAAGGCUGUUGGUUAUUGAUAUGAUUGUUAAAUUAUUUUGACCAAGC
This is a messenger RNA of Physella acuta, 3276 nucleotides long. RefSeq names its product nephrocystin-1. Gene Ontology annotation, molecular function: protein binding. Gene Ontology annotation, cellular component: cilium; cytoplasm. The record is from RefSeq and is a predicted model, not a curated record. Lineage: Eukaryota; Metazoa; Mollusca; Gastropoda; Physidae. Gene Ontology annotation, biological process: protein localization involved in establishment of planar polarity.